UGAUUUUGUACUGUGACAUGUUGCGCUGCUCUGAUUGGUGGGCUGCUUUCAGUUUUACUUCCGGGUCAGCAGCUACAGGUUGCCGUAGAACUUGCUGGUGGGGACAACACGUCAGCGGGCAUCAAAACAACUAGAAAUUGCAACGUUUGUUUAUAUGAGAGUGUCAUAACUUCCCGCGCUGCAUUUAAAACGCAUCUUUUGCCUUAAAUGGAUUACAGACACGCGGAUGUACAGAAAUCUCGCGUGUCGGCGCUAUAGCAUCAUGAAAGCUCAGAUUGAGUUUUCGCACUCAUUCACUACGGACACUUCUGAACCGACCUACAGAACAUGAUCUGAAUAAUAACCGUGGCCGAGAGAGGUUACCGGAGCGUUUCUUGUGUCGUCCGCAUACCGAGCAGCAGAUAUCGGGACAUGUCGUCCCCGUCACCGGUGCAGAUCAGAGAAGCGAACGCGCAUCUGGCUGCGCUGUACGGCCGCGUCACAAACCUCGAGCAGAAACUGCAAGACGCGGAGAAAACCGUGCGCGAGCAGGCGGAGAGUCUCAUCCGUAAAGAUGAACAACUGAGAGCUGCCAUUCAAGAAAUCACGGAGGCCAAGGACAAAGAGAUAUCCUUUCUCCAUGAGAAGCUUUGUCAAUCAGAGGAAUCCAUCCAUAAACUUAACCAAACAAUUAAGGAGAAAGAUUCUCUAAUUGGACAGUUACAGCAUCGAUGCCAGCUGCUGGACAAUAUCUGCAAAAGUCGUCCAUUACUGGACAGCAUGCUGGCUCAGAUGGCUGAAGCCGAGAGAAUGGGGCCAGUUAGUGACUUCGGGAAGCCUGCAACAAACAGCUCCAUGACAGACGGAGAGUCCAACUGCAGUCCCAGCCGCCUCUCCAAUCACAAAGACUUCUCACUCAGCGAGGAUGACUCCGACGACCAGGAAUUAGACGGGGUUGUGUUUGGGACCACUGUAUGAGGGUCUCGGUUGAACUAGUACUUGUCUCAGGUUUAGCGGCCUGUGUGUUUAUGAUUCUGGUCAUUAUUUAGUUAUAUACCCAUUGUGCCACAGGUUGUGGCAGUGAAUGGGAUACUUGCGUUAAUGAGAAGAUCGGUUUAUUCUACCCUUUGCCUCUGUGCAAAACAAUGCAAGUAUGCAAAAGAUUUGCACCUCACUGAAUUAUAGUUUAAAAUAUGCUAGAUAGGUUUUAUUAUAAUUGUCAACUCGGUUUCUCAUUUUUAAUGUGUGCAUAUGCUGUGACAAGCUGAUUUUUAUUGUUACGUAAUCCACCUGCAGCUGUACCUUGCGAUACAGCGGUGAAAUGUUUAGGAAGUUAACAUUUGUAAACAGUAGCUGCCUGUUUGAGUUUUAUUUACUGUACCAUGGUUGUAGUUUCCACAGACAAAAGUCAGUGAUAAUCUACAAAUAAUGCAUAUAAAUCUAGUGUCAUCUAUUGUACACCACACAUUGCAAACUAAGCAACUACACAUUCUUACAUCAACAUGCAUCACUUAUGUUACACUUUGUGUUACUACUUAUGUUACACAUAAAUACACUUAGGUCAUAUUGGACACAGUUAUUUUGUUACAAUUCAUUUUUACUCAUGUAGUUGGUAGUGGCUGGGUUGUAUUUAAGUAUAAAAGCGGACAUUUUAGGAAUCAACCCUAGGAGGCAUCUUUAAAGACACUUAAGUUACUGAAACACCCACCAAACAUUGUGUCUUUGAGCACAGCACUGAGUCACAAGACUGCAUGUAUGUGACACCAUGACAUCACCAUAGUGGUGUACACCAGAUGAACACUGUAAUUUAUGUCGCAUUGUAUGUAAUUAAGGGAUCUAUGCAGUGAAGAUGUACUGAGAGCGACUAAAAAUACCCCCACCAGAUAAACAGAGAGCAUUUUCCAACAAACACGGGACGACUGCUUACAAAUAAUAGGCCAGUGAUGGUCAAGCAGCGGCGAAACACUUUUAUGUAACAGUGUCUGUAUGGAAAUGAUGAAUGAGCCUUGAUGGGUGUCUGUAGUUUUGCUGUUAUUUCAGUUUUGCUGAUGUGAAACCAAUUCAAAGCCAUGCAGAAAUGGAUACAGUAUAGAUCUUUCUCCAUAUUAAUUUUGUUUACUAUUCAUGUACAUUUAAUUCGGCCUGGCAAAAUUAAGUCUAUGCAAGUCUGUUAUAUUUUGCCAUAUUUAUUUGUUUUCCGAGUUAAGCUGUGUGGAUACACAGGUGAUGAAAUGCAACCGUAAUGUAUAGUGAAUAUCUUUGAUCGUAUACUGGAGUUAGGGGCAUUAUUCACGUGGGUAUUUACAGUAUAUCAUUUGUAACGGUUAAGAUAUGGUGGUUACACAAUAUUUCCGUGUUAGUUUUAAGAGUUACGUGUCGUAGUGCAUUAAAGCAUGGUAAAUACAUAUUGGGGCAUAACAUAUCAGUCUUGCUGGUGCCCUGUACAGAAAUGUGUAUGCUGACAUUUUUCUCUACGGAUAAAGUAAAACGGUGCCUAAAAGACGCUUGGGUAUUUAGUCAAUGGAAUUAUUUAUUCUAUAAAAAAAAGAAAAAUCUAAUAAAUUAUUUUGUUAUUCAUCA
This is a messenger RNA of Paramisgurnus dabryanus, 2559 nucleotides long. RefSeq names its product vimentin type intermediate filament associated coiled-coil protein (gene vmac). The record is from RefSeq and is a predicted model, not a curated record. Lineage: Eukaryota; Metazoa; Chordata; Actinopteri; Cypriniformes; Cobitidae. Gene Ontology annotation, cellular component: type III intermediate filament.